CUGACAUAUUCACUGGUGCCAGGGGGAUCUCCAGGGCUGAGGAGACAUGACCACGUUCGACAACCUGCUAGAAGAAGCCGGAAGCUUCGGGCCCUUCCAGAAGACAAUCUUCCUGCUGUUGUGCAUCUGUUCGUCCAUGUUCUCCCCCCUGUACGUGGGGAUUGUGUUUCUGGCCGUCACACCCGAGCACUGGUGCCGCAGCCCCGGGGCGUCUGAGCUGAGGGCCAGCUGCGGAUGGUCGCAGGAGCAGGAGCGCAACUACACCGUGCCGCCCGCUGACAGCCGCUGCCGCCGCUACGAUGUGCAGUGGGAGUGGACGGCAGCCGGCCGCUGUGACAGCCCCCUCUCCUUCCUGCCCAACGCCUCGACUAUGCUGCCCCUCACCUCCUGCCACGACGGCUGGGUGUUCGAGGAGGGCUCGCACCCCAGCAUCGUCACCGAGUUCGGACUUGUGUGUGCAAAUGCCUGGAAGGUGGAUCUAGCCCAAGCUUGCCUGAAUCUGGGAUUUAUGAUUGGAACAAUAUUCUUAGGUUUUGCAGCAGACAUAUAUGGUAGGAAGCUCAGCUUCAUGAUUUCUAACCUUGCGACCUCGGUGGCAGGAGUGGCCGUAGCUUUUGCUCCAAAUUACAUUUGGUUUAUCAUCCUCCGCACCCUGCAAGGACUAUUCAGCAAGGGAGGUUGGCUUGGUGGCUAUGUCUUGAUUUCUGAAAUGGUUGGACUGGAGCACAGACGAACAGUGGGGAUUGCAAUCCAGAUGUGUUUCAGCUUUGGGAUGAUGUUCCUUUCUGCAAUCGCUUACUUUGUUCCCUCCUGGAGGAACCUGCAACUGGUGACCACUGUCCCGAACUUCGUAUUCCUGGUCUACUAUUGGCUGCUGCCAGAGUCUCCCCGGUGGUUACUGUCGAGGAAGAGGAGAGAAGAGGCUGUCAGUAUUCUGCAGAAGAUUGCGAAGAAGAACAAGAAGAGCUUCUCGAUGAAUAUUGAGGCAGUCCACAUCGACAAUUCCGAGGAUGAGUUAAGGAGUCCCUCGAUCACAGACCUGGUGAGAACGCCUCAGAUAAGGAAGCAUACUCUGAUCCUGAUGUACAACUGGUUUGUCAGUGCCAUAGUGUACCUCGGCCUGGUCUUGCGUUUGGGCAUUAUAGAUGGGAACAUCUACCUCAACUUCUUCAUCUCGGGACUUAUUGAGAUCCCUUCAGCCGUCAUCAUCCUGCUGCUCAUCGAUCGAGUGGGCCGUCGCUGGCCCUUUGCAGCGGGCAACCUGUUGGCGGGGGUCACCUGCCUGGUGACCGUCCUCAUCCCUGAUGAUUUCUUCUGGCUGAAAACAAUAAUCACAUCUUUGGGCAAACUUGGAAUUACGAUAGCCUUUUUAAUGGUCUGUUUUGUAAAUACUGAAUUGUACCCAACAUUUUUAAGAAACUUUGCUGUUUCGAUAUGUUCAGCAAUGUGUGACUUUGGAGGGAUAGUGGCUCCCUUUAUCUUGUACAGGCUAGCAGCGCUGUGGACAGAGCUGCCUCUUCUGGUUUUCGGGGUGAUCGCUCUGAUCGCUGGAGGCCUUGUCUUGUGUUUACCCGAAACCAAGGGGGUCAAAUUACCGGAGAGUAUCGAAGAUGCAGAACUCAUGGGACGGAAGACGGAAGCUGUCCCUGCACGAAGCUAUGAGAUGGUGGCUCCAAAUUCUUCAGUAGAAACAAGCAACGAAAAGGAACCUGCCUCAGAGAAAAUCAUCAUAUGACGAGAUUAAAUCAUUCAAAACAAACUCCGAGUAAAUCUAAUCAUCAAUUAUAUUUUAUGGCAUAUCCUCAAAGCUUAGCAGUGACACGCGCUUUUAAAAAUCACUCAAACGUCAGAUUUUUUGUAAUCAGAUAUGUUGGUGAUUCACUAUUUAUGCCACAUUUGUCUGUAAGGAUUAUAAAAAUGAAGCUAUGAACGUUA
Messenger RNA from Amblyraja radiata (thorny skate), 1935 nucleotides. Its product is annotated as solute carrier family 22 member 2-like. Gene Ontology annotation, cellular component: membrane. Lineage: Eukaryota; Metazoa; Chordata; Chondrichthyes; Rajiformes; Rajidae. Gene Ontology annotation, molecular function: transmembrane transporter activity. The coding region runs from base 47 to 1735 and encodes 562 amino acids. The record is from RefSeq and is a predicted model, not a curated record. Gene Ontology annotation, biological process: transmembrane transport. The transcript is spliced from 11 exons.